CAAGAAUCAGUCCUGUUCUGGGAAAUAACCCUUUCAGAACUGUCUGAGACUGUACACUGCAACAGACCCUCUGCACAGAUGUGACCCCACACCUUCAUUUCUCCACUGGUCAUACACGUCUUUGAGGUGCAACCAGAGAAGACAACUCCUCAGUUUCUUGCCUACACAUAAAAAACAUCCAAAAUGGCUUGGGGACAAAUAAUUCCACUUUUCCUAAUGACCAUGCUCCAUGUUGUAUGUUGUAAUGGAUUAUUAAACUCCACAUGCAGUAAGGAGACUUGUCAAUGUGGGGAGACCGUGACUGUCACAUGUACCCUGACCCACCCACUACAGGAAAUUAUCCUGAGACAUAAUGGUACCCCACUGCUUCUUCAUAAAUUACCUACGAAGGAGGGAAGGAUAGAGCAUGAAAAACAUCUGCUUGAGUGGACAGAAGACAAAGUGAAGGUGACCAUCUCCAAAGUCAUGUUUUCUGAUAGACUGAACUAUACUCUAUUUCUGGAAGCCAAAGAAUCAAAAGGAUAUACGUUAGAACAGAUCACCAUCGAUGUUUUUGGUAUAUGUGAACCAGAGAUGAUGAAAAACAAUAAAACCAAUGAACUAGAAUGUGUGGCAGAGAGUGAAAAAGCCGCAUCGAUAGUCUGGAUGGAUAGUCAAAGAAAACUCUACCAGGAGACCAGAACAAGGCAACCUGAAGACCUACCUAAUCGCUUUAAGUUGUGGUCCUAUCUAAAAUUGACGGAGGAGAUCGGGGAUAAUAUAUGCUGCUCUGUCUCAUACCGGAUAAAUUAUGUUUAUAUGGAAAAACAAAUCUGUAAUCCAAAUACAUCAGCAAUAGGUAACGAUGACCUACCGAUGAGCAAGAACCUUACUCUCUCCACAGUUCUGAUUCUUCUGGCUGUUGCUUUAGUUGCUGCUGCUUUCGGGUAUCUGUUAAGAAGGAGGGACAGGACCAUUAAUAGAGCUCGCAGCCUGUCCGAAGGACCCCUCAUGGAACAAGAACCUAACGCAACCGAAGCCACAACAGAGACUGUUUAAUGGAGAAAACCUAUGGGGACUCAAAGGACAAAUGCCCAUUUCACACUGAACUACACAUAUAUGAGAUUAAAGUGAUGUAACCUCAUUGUGAAGGCAACUUUUGCACUCUUGUUAUUGUCUCCAUGAUUAAAGGUGUCUGCCAAGAAAACAGAGGGUUUCCACUGUAUCUCCCAACAUACCCAAAUAUGAAUGGGAGUAAUGAGAAACUUCUUUUUGCGGGCUUGUCCAGGAUAUAAAAAAACAUUAACUAGUUUUCCAGAAGUAAUGUCAGGUCCGUCUACGGGCUGCAUCUGGUAUUGCUUCUCUUUUUCAUUCAAGGUUGGCACUGUUUCUGGACUGUAAUUCCACCUAGAAAUAUUUUCACUUUCCAAAUAUUUUAAGAGAUAUAUCAAACACUCGCUUUGACACUACAUCUAGAGUCAGCUGGUGCUGACAUCACGUACGCUUUGCCUUGAAAAUUUGAGAAUCUUUUAAGAUCUCAACUUUGUAUUCUAUACAGUAUCUGUAUGUCAUGAAAUUGUUUUAUAAUAUGAAGCCAGCUAUUAUGUAAGACAAUAUAUUUAGAAAUUUUAUGUAAAAUAAUGUAAAUUUGAAGUUAUGUGUAUAGGAUUGGUAAGACAAUGUAAUUGUUCCAGUGUAACUGAUACUAAAUAUUUGCACAUAAACAUGAUAUGGGCAUAGGAAUCCUAUAUGUGAAUAUAAAAAGAGAAAAAUAUAUAUAUAAAAAAAAAAAAGUAGAAUAAACUAAAAAUUAAAUUGAAAAAAUGUUCUUCAGAAAUGAAUGGGUCAGUUAGGCUGGG
Messenger RNA from Hyla sarda, 1838 nucleotides. RefSeq lists its product as uncharacterized. Bases 184 to 1038 code for a protein of 284 amino acids. The record is from RefSeq and is a predicted model, not a curated record. Lineage: Eukaryota; Metazoa; Chordata; Amphibia; Anura; Hylidae. The transcript has 7 exons.